Messenger RNA from Epinephelus lanceolatus (giant grouper), 4279 nucleotides. Its product is annotated as inactive phospholipase C-like protein 2. The record is from RefSeq and is a predicted model, not a curated record. Gene Ontology annotation, biological process: phosphatidylinositol-mediated signaling; gamma-aminobutyric acid signaling pathway; release of sequestered calcium ion into cytosol. Gene Ontology annotation, molecular function: phosphatidylinositol-4,5-bisphosphate phospholipase C activity. NCBI's taxonomy places the organism in Eukaryota, Metazoa, Chordata, Actinopteri, Perciformes, Serranidae.
GACUGGAGAGGGACAGAGGGGGGCGGGGGGCGACAGAAGGAGCCGAUGAUCUAAAUGUUUAAAUCAUUAUGGUGUGCGUUGGUGUGUGGCACAGUGUGAAGAACAGGGUUUAGAUUGAGGCGGCGGCGAAGGAGGAGCAGACAGCCUCCGUGUAGCAUGUGCAUUUCCUGAACGCAAGCGCACAUCUAGCUACCGCGCAGAGAGGUGUUGAUUGUCGGCGGCGGAGGUCUGGAAGGUGCACUGCUGUCGCUCAGCUGUCUCUCCUCCUGUCACCCUGGGGGAGGGAGCGACACAGAUAGAGAGAGAAGUUUCCUCCGCUCUUGGCGCACGGUCACAGAUCGUUCACUUUCACGCGAUGGCACGCCUGCAUCCGCGUGCAGCGCUGUUGCGUUCGGAGCUCCGCCGCUUCCAGGAGAUCUGAGAAAUCUCCCCCCUCACCUCUCCACCACCCCCCCAAAAAAGUGGCACCAAUGGCUGAUUUUGGAGAGAACAAGAGCGCCGUCGGUCCACCGGUUGCUGGCUGGAAAGCUGCGUCAGGAGGAGCCGGAACGAGCCUGGAGACGCACCGGGGAGAGCCGGUGUCAAACGGAAACUGCAGCGUGUCAGACACCGUCAAGAGGGUCCAAAAGGAAUCCAGCUGCGAGUCACCGACGUGGGAGAGCGCGGGUUCAGAUCCAUCCUCCAAAGCAAUCCCUCGACGCAGCAGUCUGAUCAAGGAUGGAUCACGUGCCGGUCGGGAGAGGAAGAAGACAGUGUCCUUCAGCAGCAGCCUAUCAGAGAAGAAGAUCAGCAGUGCUGCAGACUGUAUCCACUCCAUGGUUGAGGGGAGUGAGCUGAAGAAAAUCCGAACCAACUCACGUGUUUACCUGCGUUACUACCUGCUGGACGCAGGCCUUCAGGCUCUAUGCUGGGAGCCGUCCAAGAAGGAGUCAGACAAGGCCCGCAUCUCUCUGGCCUGCAUUCGAGAGGUGCGGACAGGUCGUAACACAGAAACCUUCCGCACCAGCGGCGUUUAUGAGCAGAUUUCAGAGGACUGUGCGUUCUCCAUCAUCUAUGGAGAGAUGUAUGAAAGCUUGGACCUGGUGGCCAACUCUGCUGAAGUGGCUAACAUUUGGGUGACUGGCCUGAGGUAUCUGAUGCAGUAUGGGAAACAUGCCCUGGACAUGCUCGCCAGCAGUCAGGACAGCCUUCGUCUUGGCUGGCUGGAGAAGUUGUUCUCCUCUGCUGCUGAUUCGGGAGGACAGGGAGAUAUGGAGGAAGGGAUCUGCUUGCAGUCAGCUGUUAGGUUGAUACAGAGCGUGAACCCUGGGGUGGGCAGCAGCAAAGUGGAGCACAGGUUUAAAGAGCUUCAAAGAGUUAGGGAGAAGAUGUGUGGGCUUACUCUGGAUAAUGAAUCAGGAGUGAAAGAUCACGGUGAAAACAAAAGACUAAUCACAAGAAAUGAGCAAGUCACCAAGCAGGAGUUUAUCAAGGUCUUCCAUGACUUCUGCACACGUCCGGAGAUCUACUUUCUGUUGGUGCAGUUCUCUAGCAACAAGGAGUUCCUGGACACCAAAGACCUGAUGAGGUUCCUCGAGGCUGAGCAAGGCAUGGCUCAGGUGAGCGAGGAGACCAGCCUGAAGCUCAUCCAGUCCCAUGAGCCAUCAGAGGAGGGCCGGCAGCAAGGAUACCUGUCACUAGACGGCUUCACCAGCUACCUCACCUCAGCAGAGUGCCACCUCUUUGACAGGGAGCACGACACUGUGUGCCAGGACAUGUCUCAGCCUUUGUCUCACUACUACAUCAACUCCUCCCACAACACCUACCUCAUUGAGGACCAGUUUCGAGGUCCAUCCGACAUCUCUGGCUACAUCCGUGCCCUUAAAAUGGGCUGUAGAUGUGUGGAGGUGGACGUCUGGGAUGGCCCUGAUGAGGAGCCGGUGGUGUGUACUGGACACACCCUCUCACCACCACUGUCCCUGCGUUGUGUGCUAGAAGCAAUUGGAAAGUUUGCUUUUGUGGCCUCGCAGUACCCAUUAAUUGUAUGUGUUGAGAACCACUGUUCACCUCAACAACAGAGAGUGAUGUGGCAACAUCUUGUGAGGAUACUAGGAGAUAAGUUAUACACAAAACCCCUACAUGAAGGGGAGUCAUACCUACCAUCGCCGCAUGCCCUAAGGCAUCGAAUCCUGUUAAAGGGUAAGAAGUUGGGGCCAGGUCCUGAUGGGGAGGAUGGGGAGGUAAGUGAGGAGGAUGAAGGGGCAGAGAUGUGUCAAAGGAUGAAAGCAGCUAACAGUGGAGGGGCAGGAAAUGAGAAGGACGUGGUGCAGAAAAGUGUCUCUUUCACAGUUGUCACUCAGUGUAAUCCUCUUCAUCUUCUUCCCAAACGUUUCCAACUCUUGAAGGAGCUCUCUGACCUGGUAACUCUUUGCCGCUCAGUCCGCUUCAUUGACUUCCCAACUUCAUCCAAAUGCCAGAAGCCUUGGGAAUUGUGUUCCUUACAUGAGUCACAGGCCGUGCGUCUCGCUGGCGAGAGCCCUGGCGACUUUGUCAAUCACAACAAGCAUUUCCUGUCACGGGUAUACCCCAGCCCCAUGCGUAUUGACUCGAGCAACAUGAACCCUCAGGACCUGUGGAAGUGCGGUUGCCAGAUUGUGUCUAUGAAUUUUCAGACAGCAGGACUGAUGAUGGACCUGAACACGGCCUGGUUCAGACAGAAUGGGAGCUGUGGUUAUGUUCUGCGGCCAGCCAUCAUGCGGCAGGAGGUGUCUUAUUUCAGUGCCGACACCAGGGACACGGUGCCUGGGGUGUCUCCACAGCUGCUGCAUGUGAAGGUGAUAAGCGGCCAGAACCUACCCAAGCCUAGGGGCUCGGGGGCCAAAGGGGACGUGGUGGACCCCUAUGUGUAUGUCGAGAUCCACGGCAUCCCAGCUGACUGCACGGAGCGCCGCACCAGGACGGUGACACAGAACGGGGACAAUCCCGUCUUCGAUGAGAGCUUUGAGUUCCAGAUCAACCUGCCGGAGCUUGCAAUGGUUCGCUUUGUGGUGCUGGAUGACGACUUCAUAGGGGAUGAGUUCAUAGGUCAGUACACCAUCCCUCUGGAGUGUCUUCAACCAGGCUACCGACAUGUACCGCUCCAGUCUCUGACAGGGGAGGAGCUUCCCCACGCCAAGCUGUUUGUCCAUGUGGCCCUGACCAAUCGCAGAGGGGGUGGAAAGCCUCACAAAAGGGGACUGUCUGUGAGGAAGGCCCGCAAGGGGAGGGACUACACAGCUCUGAGGGACUUGGGGGUCCGAGCUGUGGAUGAGGUUUUCAAGAUGGCUGCUCCUCCGCUAAGAGAAGCCACUGACCUGAGGGAAAACAUGCAGAACUCUGUAGCACUGUUCAGGGAGCUGUGUGGGGUGUCGGCGGUGGCUAACCUCAUGCAGUGUGUCCUAGCUCUGGGCUCCAGGGUGUCAGGACCAGACGGGGCACCUUUACUACUGUUUGACCUCCGGGACCACUACCCCACACUGGAGCCUCAGGGUCCCCUGCCUGAUGUCCUUCGCCGGGUCGUCUCUACUUAUGAAAUGAUGGUCCAGGCGAGCAGAGCGGUGAUGGAGCUCUCUGAUGGAAUCGCCGACAGGAUCCUGCAUAUACAGACAAUGGCCAUGGAGUUUCAUGAGAAGCUGCAGAGUCUGGCAGCGAAGGAGGGGCUGAGGGGUCGCAAGGUCAGUCGGGCGCUGGAGAGUUUCAGCUGGAACAUCACCAUCCUUAAGGGUCAGGCUGACCUGCUGAAGCAUGCCAAGGCUGAAGUCCAGGAGAACAUGAAGCAGGUCCAUGACGCUGCUUUGACUGGAAACCUCACCAAAGAGAGUCUAGGGAUAAGAAGGGUCCGCUCUCAAACACGACGAAGCCAGGAUGACAAACCCAAUACGAGUGCUAGAGGACCCUCGGCAUAGCAAGCAAAUGAAAGAGGACAUGACCAAAUUGCCAUCGUAGCUGCUGUGACAAACCCUUUCCAUGUUAUUAAAAGUUCCAAGGUCUUACUCCGCCUUAGUGUCAGACUUUCACAAUGCUAUGGGAGAGAUAUAGCGAGUACUGUGUUUUUAAAAGAGAAGAACAGAAGAGUUGAUGAAUGUACAAGUCUUCAAAAUGCAGCCAUUGUCUACCCACCUCUCGUGGAUGACACUCGAGAGCCGCCGAAGUGCAGGAGCGCUGCUGAAAGGAGACGAGAUAAAUGACAUCGGGGGGAUGAAUGUAGUUAGAUGUGAAGCCAAGGUUGAGUUGUUUGUGCUGCAUUAAACUGUAAAUACAA